Molecule: messenger RNA, 876 nt
Organism: Cyphellophora attinorum
Lineage: Eukaryota; Fungi; Ascomycota; Eurotiomycetes; Chaetothyriales; Cyphellophoraceae
Product: NADPH-dependent FMN ArsH
Exons: 1
Coding region: 1-876 (291 amino acids)
Molecular function (GO): oxidoreductase activity
Source: RefSeq, a predicted model, not a curated record
AUGCACACCGUAACAUUGCCACCAUCAAUUGGCGACCUCAACAAUAUCUCCUCGAUGCGCCUUACUAAAGCACCAUCGCGUGACCCGGACUUUGCGUACCGAUCACUUGCAAUCUCAGCAGAAGACGACGACCCUGUUGUUCGGACACGGUACCGACCAUUCCUACUGCCAGCAGAGUUGGAGCAAAGGGAUUGGGUCAGCAAAUUGGAGCUUGCCACCGUCACGAAAAUGGCCUACGAAGACUUCGAGAAGACCUCAUCCCGACCCAAAGUAUUGGUCUUGUACGGGAGCUUACGGCAGAAGUCCUUUUCCAAGUUCCUGUCAUAUGAAAUAUCCCGCAUUCUCUUCCGCCUGGGCUGUGACGUCCGCGUAUACGACCCGCAGGGCCUGCCAGUCAAGGACGAUACCUCCCACGAACACCCAAAAGUGCAGGAGCUACGCGAUCUCAGCCGCUGGAGUGAUGGUCACUUCUGGGUCAGUCCUGAGCAGCACGGCAAUCUGACCGCUGUCUUCAAGAACCAGAUCGACUGGAUCCCGCUAAGUGUGGGCUCUGUACGCCCAACGCAGGGUCGAACACUCGGUCUGGCAAUGGUGUCGGGAGGGUCUCAGUCUUUCAACAGCGUCAAUAGUUUGCGCAUACUGGGGCGAUGGAUGCGGAUGUUUGCUAUACCUAAUCAAAGUUCAGUGCCUCAAGCGUACACGCUUUUCGAGGAAUCGGAGGAGCAAGAGGGGAUGUUUCGCAUGAAGCCUGGCUCGAAUCGCGAUCGCGUCGUAGACUGUGCGGAGGAGUUUGUCAAGUAUACUCUGAUUGUGCGGCAACAUUUUGAUUUGUUUGCUGAUCGUUUCUCGGAGCGUACGGAGAUGGUUGGUCCUUAA